ACAGGAUGGUAAGUUAACGAUUAUGGCGAAGCGAACCCUGCGAACCUGGCGAACGAAGUGAAUUCCGCAUUUCGCAUGUGUGUGUUUUGGAAAUUUUGAUUCGAUCAUUAGAACUAAUCAGCAAAUUUAAACGGGUUUGUACUUACAGUACUUAAAAUGAAGAUAACUAGAUACAAGAAAGUACAGAAAUACAUGAAAUUUUACUACAAUAAUUUCGGUUUCCACCAGCCUUACCAAGUUUUAGUUGAUGGCACGUUUUGUUUUGCCGCUUUCAAAGAACAAAUCAAUAUCCGAGAACAGUUACCCAAAUAUCUCAACAGUCAAGUUAAACUCCUCACAACAAGAUGCAUAAUAAUAGAAAUAGAGAAGAUAUCGAAGAAAACGCAAGGAGCUCUCACCAUACUCAAACAGUAUGGUAUCCACGAAUGUGGGCACAAGGAGCCUGUGACAGGUUCAAAAUGCAUUUUCUCAAUGAUCGGUAAAAGCAAUGACAAGCAUUACAUACUGGCAACUCAGGACAGAGACUUGCAAGAUAAACUGAGAGCCAAAGCUGGUGUUCCAUUACUAUAUUUACAUAAUAAAUCGCCCACACUCGACAAGCCAUCAAAGGCAAGCUAUGAAAAAGUUGGACAAAGCCUCGGAACAGCUAGUAUGUUUAUAAGCGAAACUCAAAAUGAGACAUUGAAAAAAAUGAAAAAAGCUCUAGGUGUUGAAGAAAAAGUGGAAGAAAUAAAAGUUCCAAUAAAGAAAAAGAAAGCUCACAAUCCUAACCCUUUGUCAUGUAAGAAGAAAAAGACUAGGAAACCAGCAGGAACAGAGAGUAAAACAAAAGAAGGGAAAGUGAGAAAAAGGAAGAAGAACAAAAUGUCCAAGCAAAUAAAAGAACAAUUGCAAAGUGCUCUCAGUAAUAAUAAUUAGGUUAAUAAUUGUAUUAAAAAAUUUUAAUCAUGAA
This is a messenger RNA of Plodia interpunctella (Indianmeal moth), 952 nucleotides long. RefSeq lists its product as uncharacterized. The transcript is spliced from 2 exons. Gene Ontology annotation, cellular component: small-subunit processome; nucleolus. The coding region runs from base 157 to 918 and encodes 253 amino acids. NCBI's taxonomy places the organism in Eukaryota, Metazoa, Arthropoda, Insecta, Lepidoptera, Pyralidae. Gene Ontology annotation, molecular function: small ribosomal subunit rRNA binding. The record is from RefSeq and is a predicted model, not a curated record.